AUGUCUGAUAUCAGAUCCGGAUCGCGAGGUCGAGAGUUCAUCUCCACCGGCCGAGGCGGAGCAGGAAACGCAAUCCGUUCUCCCUCUCGGAACAACGCAACGGGAACUCCUAAGGGUAUCGACCCCAACCUCCAACCGGGGUCUGAACGAGGUCGAACCGUUCACCCUGCUUCUGGACUCCACACCGUCCACUCCGCCGGUUCCGAAGGGACCGAACGAGAAGGUAACAAAGAGAGGAGCUUGAGCAAGAACCGCAUCCACACAGGAAGAGGAGGAGCGGGGAACACCCGAUCGCCCAGCGUUUCUAAGCGGGACAAGGAAGAAGAGAGAAGGGAGGAAGAGUUGGAGGAGCGGUUGGUUGCGGAACGGAGGGGACGGGAGGAGAUGGCUGGGAAGGGAGGGAGUUUCGGGCGGGGUGGGGCUGGCAACAUGAACCAAUCCCGCUCCCGCUCGCGAUCCCGACAACCUUCCUUGACCCGUUCGUCCACUUCCGGGCCCAACACCAACAGCUCUCCCCACGCGCACCAGGGGCUGCACUUGAACCACCUUUUGCACCACGGAGGAGGGGGCAAGGGACCUGGGUCUCCGGCCAAGAACGGGCACGAUGGCGAGUUGAGCAAGACGACCACGAGGAGUAGUAGCACUUAUGUCGCGAGCGGACGUGGAGGAUAUGGGAAUAUCAUCUCUGCCGACCAGAUGACUCCGGAACAACGAGCUCAGUUCGAAGCCGAGAAAUUGAGCGACGCUCAGAUCUUGAGUCGAUACAGGUCGGGACAUCCUCAUGAGAUCCACUCGUCCGGCCGUGGUGGCGGUGGCAACCUGGCCGCGCCCAUCGAGACCGAGACCGAAGCGCGGAUGGCCGCGAUCUCCUUGGAAGAGCGCGAAGUCCGGGACAAGGUCGACGCCGAGUCUGCCAGGUUGGGCCGGACCACGGGCCACGGCGGUCUGGGCAAUUAUCAGCCCCCGCCCAUCGUCGAGGUCGACGAGGAGGCCGGAGCGGGUGGUAGGGGUAGGCAGUCGAACGAGCUCAACGGCGGAGGUGGCGGGAUGAUGAGAAAGGUGAUGAGGAGUCUGAGCAGACAGAGCGGACCCAGGGAUAGGUCGGCCGUGAGGGGAUAA
Messenger RNA from Filobasidium floriforme, 1119 nucleotides. RefSeq lists its product as uncharacterized. The transcript is spliced from 6 exons. The record is from RefSeq and is a predicted model, not a curated record. Bases 1 to 1119 code for a protein of 372 amino acids. NCBI's taxonomy places the organism in Eukaryota, Fungi, Basidiomycota, Tremellomycetes, Filobasidiales, Filobasidiaceae.